UUCAGUCGUUAUCAAGUCGGCACUCGAAGUGGUUGGAUCGCCAACACCCAAGACCAAGAAUUACAAAUUACAGAUCCAUUCCGUCAGAUCGCGAGGAGUAUUGAACGUACUACACAAAUAGUGCCACACUUUCCUUAGACUCGAUUCCAACCGGAAUGUUUGCAACUUGAGUUGCAUUAUCAGAGGUGCCAGAGAUAACCUCCACCCUGCUGCGUGGACUUGGACUCGGAUCAGAUCAGAUCAGAUCGAAUCGCAUCAGACAUCAUAAGGAAGUGGGAGGAAUCAGACAGUCUGCACAUUUAGCAGCCAGACGAAAUAUCAUCUCGAGCAAAGACCACAUUUAAACCGUUUCCCACUAAGCAUACAUACAUAAUACAUACAUACAUAAAAAGAUACACUAUCAUGAUUGGAAAACAGCGCAUUUGGCAGACAAGUGUGUUGGGUCUGCUUUUGGCCAGCUUCAGUCUGUUCUCCGUGCUCUAUAUGGAGCAAAUCGAACGCUGGAUGCUGGAGUGGUUCAUGGUGCUCCGCCCAGGAACAAUGAUCAGCAGCCUGUGGCAGUCACCGGCCAUGGACAUAAACGUUGACCUGUACAUAUUCAACUGGACGAACUCGGAGAAGUUCAGUGAUCCCACAGUGAAGCCCAGGUUCGAGGAGCUUGGUCCGUAUCGCUUCACCGAACGGAUGCAGAAGGUCAAUGUGGAGUGGCACGAUGAGAACUCGACGGUUUCCUAUCGACGUCGCAGUCGAUUCGAUUUCGAUCCGAAACUUAGUGUCGGACGUCCUACAGAUCCCAUUGUGGCGCCCAACCUGCUCAUUGUGGGACUGUACCAGAAGAUGGUCAUGUGGAGUCCCAUGCUGCGUUCCCUCAUGCUCUUGGCCCUGAAUAUCUACGGCAAGGAGCAGGCCAUGAUACGGCCAGCCAGCGAUUGGAUGUUCGACGGCUUCGACACGCCGAUGAUCAAGAUGAGCAAAAUGGUGCCACCAAGUCUUGUGCCGGAGAUGAAGUUCCCCUAUGAGAAGAUCGGCUAUGCGUAUCCACGCAAUGGCAGCAUGGAAAUCUACGGGCAUCACAAUGUGUACACGGGACGGGAUGAGUUCCAAAAACUGGGUCAAAUAGCCAGGUGGCGCUACAACAAUGUCACUGAGGCCAGUCCCAGGUGCAAGUUGAAGGGCAGCGCCGGAGAAUUCCAUCCAAUACCGCUGGUAAAGGGCAGACCCAUCUCCUACUUCCUGCCGGAUCUGUGCCGUGAGCUGCAGGUGGACUACUCCGGCACCACAAUCUUCGAGGGCAUCGAUGCUUUCGUUUACAGAGGCAGUGCACGCAAUAUGGCAAAUGGUACUGAUAACCCGGAUAACAGUUGCUAUUGCCAGGAUAACUGCCAGGAGGUGAGAUCCGGUCUUCUCAACAUAUCCUCCUGUUGGUAUGGAACGCCUGUCUUUGCUUCGUAUCCGCACUUCUUCAAAGCUGAUCCCUACUACGGAGAGCAGGUGGAGGGCAUGAAGCCCGACAAGGAUCGCCACGAGAUGGUCAUUAUGUUGGAGCCCAAAACGGGAAUGGUGCUGGAGAUCAAGGCGCGCAUUAUGGCCAACUUGCUGGUGGAGCCCAAAACUCAUUUAAUUUACCGGACGGCGAGAAGAACAUUCUUUCCGUUGAUCUGGGCGGAUUACAAUGUCCGCAUCACGGAUGAUCUUCUGGUCUACGUGAAGCUAAUGCCGAUCCUUGAGUUUGUGGGCAAGAUCUGUGGCAUCCUGGGCGUGGUCUUGGGUUUGCUGAUGGUAUUCUGGUAUCCCCAUCAAAUGAUCUGGCAGAAGAGCCUGAUGCACAAGAUCGAGAUUAGUUCCAUCGAGACGAAUAGCUCGUUGGAGCCUGUGAAGAAUAAUGAUGUGGAGGACUCGCCACUGCUGAAGGGAUUGCAAUAUGCAGCGGCCAAAGAUGGGGCGGGAAAUGGAAAUUAAGAAUUUAUGCUUACUAAGUGCCAUAUGUUUAAGUUUGCAAGGUUUUUCUUGCCUAGUCUACAGUUAAAGCCAAUAAAUGGUAAAUGGUGUUCAAAUGCUGAAAUGAAUCGAAAUUAAAGAUUACACACAUUUGUAUGUACAUACAUAUGUAUGUACAUACAUACGCUUGAACCGUUUUUUUUACCGCUGACUGGGAUUGUCCGUUGACUUUUCUUAUCACUCUGAAUCAUCCAGCUAAAUAUGUACAUAAGUCAAAAAGAAGACUUCACACUGAUUACUAAAUAGGCACAUAUGUAUGUUGUUUGAACUGCACAAAUCGCAUAAUAUUAACACCAAACUGAAAUAACCCGAUGCACUUGUAAAUACUUAACCGAUUCAGAACCGUUUCAAGAAAAUGCUUACACCACAAAAACAAAAAAGAACCGGUUUGGCGGGCCAUGAAUAAGAGAUUUAAAGAGAGCCAAGAGAGCUGUAUAUGACCGCACAUGUGUAUGUGUAUGUUUGCUCAUUUGCGACGCUAUCUGAUUAUACCGUACAAUUGGCGAAGUCCAUUGAUUUGGAAAGUAUACAACAUAUUCAGAAUAUCUAUUAAACACAUUAUCCUUGUAGCAGCGCUAAU
This is a messenger RNA of Drosophila melanogaster (fruit fly), 2578 nucleotides long. RefSeq lists its product as uncharacterized. The record is from RefSeq and is marked reviewed. The coding region runs from base 403 to 1959 and encodes 518 amino acids. Lineage: Eukaryota; Metazoa; Arthropoda; Insecta; Diptera; Drosophilidae. The transcript is spliced from 5 exons. Gene Ontology annotation, cellular component: membrane; plasma membrane. Gene Ontology annotation, biological process: vesicle-mediated transport.